This is a messenger RNA of Sipha flava (yellow sugarcane aphid), 2384 nucleotides long. Its product is annotated as alpha-protein kinase 1-like. The transcript is spliced from 3 exons. Lineage: Eukaryota; Metazoa; Arthropoda; Insecta; Hemiptera; Aphididae. The record is from RefSeq and is a predicted model, not a curated record. Bases 13 to 2160 code for a protein of 715 amino acids.
GUCGAAACCAUUAUGAUGAAUUUAAAUAUUUUGGUGAUUUUAUGCUUUGUUCAAUUUACAUUGAGCGAAGACCGAAUAUCCGUGGACACGGUAGGUACAAUAACAGCAACUGCAGGUUAUUCGAUAACCGAUAAUCACUCCCCAACUGCAUCGAGUCUGACUUCAAGCAUAGAAUUCCCGGGUGACCACGAUACUUCGAAAGACUCGUCUUCGUCGGUCGAAACUUAUUCCCCGGGUGCUGACUCCCGAAGCACUCAAAGCUUAGGACUGCGAAAUAGACAAGCCAGAGGAAAGCCAAGCCAAUGGCAAUCGAGUGGAAGUGUCGAAGAAAAAGAUCCUGGAAUCGCGACAUUUCCGUUGACUGAUCAUCAUGUGAGCGAACAAUUGUACAACGUUAAGCCUCAGACGUUUGAUAUUCAAUCGUCGCAGUCAACAGACAUUAAAAGCGAUGAAAGCGUCGAGAAGACCAUUGCGUAUAACAAAAAGAUGCAAAAGAACGAUGGUCACGAUGACCGGCCGGUUUUUACCGAUUGGUCAGAAGAAAUUCGUAUGAAAUUCGACAAUGAUAAACCAAUUAGAUCACGUAGGAAGAACAAAAAUCAGCAGGAUAGUGUACAACAGGAGAAGAGAAAACAGCAGAUGAAAAAGUUGACAAGUGGAAAUACCGAUAAAAAAGAUGGCUGGCAAGAACUGACUCCUAAUAUGGAAAUGGCUACCGGGAUCAUAACAACCGUACCAGAUCAUGAUUCUUCACAGGAUACGUCUGGUAGCUCAGAAUCGUUCAAGGUGUCCCACCCGGGCCUGUACCACUCGGAGAGCAUGUCCAGCAUGGAGACCGCGGAACAGGUGGAGCCGCAGAACUUCAACCACAAGCAAGUGCUGUCGAAGAUGAACCAUUUCGACUUCAGUAACGCGGUGUCGCAGACGAACAAGAUGCCGCAACCCAGGGAGAAACGGCUAAACUACCAGGUGCCCGGCGGCGGCAACCUGGCCGCCAGGUACCCGUUCAGCGGUGGCGGCAUCGGAGGCGGUCAACCGUUGCAUGGUCUGGUGCCGUCGUCGCCCACGCCCGCGGUCGUCAAGUCCGUGAAAAUCGAACAGCCCAACUACCACAGCAUCGUGGUGCCCAUACCGAUCUCGCACCAGAUGUACGCGGCCAUCGGCGGCGACCCUAGCUUACCGGUGCACGGCCACCAGUUGGCCAGCAGCACGGUGCAACAAGCGAUGAUGUCGCUGCCGGUCGUGCACAACGUGUUCUUCAAGACGGACGAGAACGGAGGCGGCAAGACCAUGCCGGCCAUAGUGAUACCCUUGAAACCGGAAUACCUGCAACACUUACAACAACAGCAGUACAUGCACAUGCAGCAGCAGCAGCAGUCCUCUCAGGACGUGGUGGCCCCGGACUCGCAGAACGCGGCCGGUCACCAGCGUCCCGUGCACCAAGUGGGCAGCGGCACCAAGGCGUUGCAUUACCAGCAACAGCAUCAGCAGCAGCAACAGCAGCAACAGCAGCAGCCGUUGACACCUCCGCCGUACUCGCAAAAGCCGAAAUCGGUCAAGGUCAAGAAGCCGUUCGGCUUGAUAAAAGACGAACAGCACCGCGUCGUCAAGCAGCCGUUCGGUCUGCAGCACCAGUUCUACAACAACCCGUUCGCGGGCGGCGCAGGAGGUAGCGGCGGCGGCGGAGGCGGCGUUGGCGUCGGAAUCGGCCACCAGCAGCAACACCUGGCGCACCAACACCACGGCCACCACGUGCAGCAGCAGCAGCAGCAGCAGCACGACUCCGCGGACGAUUCGCGGUACGUGCAGACGCCGGCCGCGUCCGUUCCGCCGGCCGGCCACCCUUACGCGCAGCCCGGCCACUCGCUGAUCGUAAAGCGGCCGCACGCGUACGGGUACGCGGCGCCCGUGGUGCCGACCGCGCCCAAGUACCUGCAGGCCGUCAACAAGUCACCGCAGCAGCUGCAGCAGCCGUCCACCGAGGAGUUGGCCUCGGUCAUCGCGCAGCAACAGCUGCAGCCGUACAAAGCGACCACGUACCACCCGGGUUUCGCGUACCUGAACGGCCCGGACGACGAGUACCCGUACAGGCCCAUUUACAAGGACAUGAAAAAGCGCAGCGACCUGUCACUCCCCGUCCGGGACGACCGGCGCAAGUGAUUCACCACCCCCGAUCGACAUACUACUACUAUUGCUACACUACAAUAUUAAACGCCUAAACGGUUUUCAGGACUUUGUCGACCUACUACGACAGUAAUUGUUAAGGAUUAUUCAUCUAUAGGUAGACGAAGACUAUACGCUAAGACGGAACAACGUAAUUAUUAUUAUUGGUCUACGAUAAAUUAAUAUUUAUAAGUAUGUGUGUGUGUAUAUAUAUAAUAAUA